GGAGAGUCGUUUGGGGAGAGAUUGGCAGCACCACUUUUGGGUCGUCUUUGUCGUGAUCGUGACAAAUCUCGAAUAUGAAACGGCAAACUCGUCGCAGUACCAACCGCAUCAACGCAGUCAGAUUGUCUACUCGUGCGCUCUCUAUCCAAAACCGUUUCAUUUUUGCGCAGCGUUUUUUCUUAGGGGAAAGAUCUAGUAGACAGAAAAAAGUAAAACAAUGGGGGACGAAGUAGAGCUUCCCUCCGCCUACUCGCUCACUCCGGCGAACGGCGACCCAGAACUUCCGCACUCAUGGGGAUUCACCGGCUCGGCGACAGCAAAAUACACAAACGGCGACGUCUUUGUCGGUGACUAUGUUGACGGGAAAAAGCAGGGGAAGGUACAUUUUGAGACGAGACGCUGUGUGUCGCUAUAACUACUUCACAGUUGAUACACGCGGCUCGCUAUUGCUUCGUAUCAAUCAAUGCGAAAAACGCUUUUCAGGGUACCUACACACACGUAAAUGGCGAUGUCUUCGUUGGCGAGUACACAGACGACAAACGAACAGGGGUGGGCAUGAUGACAUACGCAAGCGGUAAGUAUGACAGGACUCUGUUUUUUGUUGACGUUGCAGAACGGCGGAUAAAAUGAAUGAAAAACUGUUCGGAGUUUCUGCCGUGCAGCAUCAAAACAGAAACUCAAGCAGCGGGAUUUGGACUUUCUUCCGCUUCUUAUUACAUCAGGUGGGUGCUACAACGGCAACUUCGAGAACGGCGUAAGGAGCGGCGAGGGGACGUUCGUGUACCCAACAAAAGACAUCUACUCCGGUCUUUGGAAAGCAGGCAAGAAAUCGGGCGAGGGCUUCUACGUGUUUGCAAAUUCCAAGUACUACUACCAGGGCACAUGGAAAAACGGCGAGAUCGUCACAGGUACUAUCCGAAACGAUUCAGCAUGCCAUGAAUUUGGAAUUGCAUGCAGACCACCAAAAAAAGCCUUGUCCUCGUGUAGAAAAAAUGUGAAGUUUGAACUCCAGACGAAACAACUUUGAAUGGAUUCAAGUGAGUGCACAAAAGAAACGCUUCAAACAUCCACAACAGGGAAGUGGGUUCUGUCCCCAAGUCGGUAUUUCGAAGGCAGCUUCACCAGACAAAAGCCUUCCGGCGACGGGAAAUUCGUGUGCAGUGGCUACGAGGUACUCGAUUUGAGAGUUGUUCGAAUUUUCACUGCGUUUUUCUGCAACUUGUGUAGGACAAGCACAUGACUUCGUCGUUGAAAACUUCAUCUUUGAUGUUUUCACAGGUGCAUGGUUGCUAUUCGCAAGAAGUCAAGCCGCUGGAUAGCGGCGUGGGCGAGGCCGGAAAGCCCCCGAUGGAGGUCGCGAAUACCUGGGAAACCUACGCAAUGACCGCGAUCGAAGCGUAGGUCGAACCAAGUGAGAAGACGGAAUCAACAAUCACCUUAGAUAGAAGAAGAACCUUAUUGACUCAAAUCUAAAUCAAAUCCAACAAACGAAAGCAGAAGCACUUGAGAUUAGAAACUUGUCGAAUUACCUCUUGUUUAGCACGAGAAGCAGGAGGAAAGUGAAAGCAGAAACAUCGCGAACAGUUCCGCUAUUGUACAAAAGAGCGAAUGGAAGAAAAUAGAACUGUCUUCUUGUAUCAGAAAAAAAGCUCCUACUUCGU
Molecule: messenger RNA, 1661 nt
Organism: Amoebophrya sp. A120
Lineage: Eukaryota; Dinophyceae; Syndiniales; Amoebophryaceae
Source: the annotation of a GenBank genome assembly